CCGCGCAGCUCCGCGCACCGACGUUCCGGGACGCGCACAUUUCCAUCAGUUGUAGGGAAUUCUCUAUCCAGGGAAAUCGUGCUGAAGCGAAGACUUCCUCUUUGGAAUCACUAAGCGUCACAACCGUACUUUCACCAUGGAUCCCAUCAAUUGCUCAGCUGUGGAUCUCUCUGAUGUUCUGGCCAGCAAGAUGAGUCCCAGUAAGAUCCUCCUCUCCCUGACUCUCUCUAUUCUGGCUGUGGCGACCACCACUAUCAACUCCCUGGUCAUCACUGCUAUUCUGAUCACCCGCAAACUCCACCAGCCUGCCAACUACCUCAUCUGCUCUCUAGCUGUGACAGACCUCCUAGUAGCUGUUCUAGUGAUGCCUGUCAGCAUUGUGUACAUUGCAGAAGAGACGUGGGUUCUCGGUCCGAUCGUGUGUCACCUGUGGUUGGGUGUGGAUGUUACGUGCUGCACCUGCUCAAUUUUACACUUAGCCGCCAUUGCGCUUGAUCGAUACCGCGCCAUUACCGAUGCUGUGGCCUAUUCCCAGAAACGCACGUAUAAAAGAGCAAUCAUAACCAUUUUUGCCCUGUGGACACUGUCUGUGCUGGUGUCUCUACCACCUUUAGUGUGGAGGAAAUUCCCUGUGGAACACAAAGAUAGGGAGAGGGAAGUCAUGGACUGCUUGAUUGAGCACGACCACGUGGCCUUCACUGUCUACUCCACUUUCGGAGCAUUCUAUAUUCCACUGGCUCUCAUUUUAAUUCUUUAUUACAAGAUCUACAAGGCUGCGGAGAUGCUGCGUAACCGUCGAGGGAGCAGCCGAUUAGUCAAACAGACAGUGUGCAAUGUCAUACUUCCUGGAAUUAGCUCUGAAAAAGACAUUGCCCUCAGUGCCAACACACUCUGCCCAGUCGAGAAGUCAUUUUCCGAUCCAUCAACAGAUGGGGAAAAGGCGCGUAUUACUUCUUCAUCAGGUGAUCUCAUCAAGGUCCGCAGGAACCCAGGGGCCAGGGAGAGACAGGCGGCUUUGACUUUAGGACUAAUCCUGGGAGCCUUUGUGAUUUGUUGGUUACCGUUCUUCCUGAAGGAGGUGAUUGUGAAUAUUUGCCCGACCUGCGGCACUUCCGCUGUGCUUGCAGAUUUCCUCACCUGGCUUGGGUACCUUAAUUCCCUUAUCAAUCCGCUAAUAUACACCAUCUUUAACGAGGACUUUAAGAAAGCAUUUAAAAGACUUCUGCCCCUUUGCUGCAGCAAUAUCCUGUGAAACUGACAUGGGAGAGAAAGAAAAAUAUGUGGUUUUAAGCUGCAAAUUACAAUGACAAUCCUACUGUAAAUCAGUGGACUUCUGCAAGAAUUACACAUCUUUCAGAGACAUUUCAUCGGUAUAUUGUUUAUAUAGUGCCUGUGAAUAAAUGACUGAAUACAUGUAUUAAAAACAACAACAACAACAACCAUUUGCGCCACUUAAAGUUUUAUAGAAAAUUACAAAUUGUCUGGUGCACAAAUGUUAUGUAAAUCGACUCCACCAAGGGGUUAAGGUUUGGCUGGUUAGCAUGGUCCAGCAGCCUCUACUGAUAUAUCGGAACUACAACAUCUUGUUCCCAAAAUAAUUUUCAUUCAUUAACACCCAUUCAAAAUGCCACCUUGGAAUUAUAAGGUUCCCAUUCUGAGUGGUUUUAAGAUAUUGAGCUUCAAAGUUCAAAGUGUCAUUCAUUGAUACUGUAUCAUAAUCCAUAAAAAAAAAAAAAAAAUUAACAACAAUAAUGUGCAUACCCUUAUGUUGUUCUUUAACUUCAGACAGAACUACAGCACGUCUUUCGUUAAGUACAUUGUAGAACAAAAGGCUACAGAACUUUGCACAGUCAAAACUAAUCAAGGCCAUGCCCAAUCUGAUGCAGGACAGGAUCGUAUAGUCUCAUAUUCAGUUUCAAUUUUGAUGAAAUUAUUUAACUGUGCUCUGAUUUCAGAGUUAAAUUGAUAUAAACUUUUGUUUCUGUAGAGCUUUCAUGUCAUCUCUUUCCACAGAUGUAGCCUAAUUCAUGUUGUGAGAGUCGAGUCACUAUCCCACUACCGUGUAACUUAUAUUUAUGCCACUCCACCAUUGUGAUCGCUUGAAUAUACAGCUAAGUUAUACAUUCAGAAUUGGAUUCCUUAUCAUGCUAAAAAAAAAAAAACAAAAAACAUACUCUCACGCACCAUGAUUGGUCGAUUACGUACAAUGUCUGCAUGUUAUUGGUCAAAUGAUCACUACCUUCAUUAAGUAUGAAAACCAAAGCCAAAGCCUGGAUAUUUUAGACAAUAUAGAAAUCCUGGCCAGGACGAGUCCUGGGAAAAUAGCACGUUUGGUCACCCUAGUACAAGCACACUUGGGUUUUGUUUUUAAACCAAAUAGCCUAUACAGUUUAGGUGUACCACCAAAGUGACCCCAGACCAUCCUAAUUUUUGUCCACCCACACAAUCAAAUUCAGAACCCACCUAAUCUGGCACUUCGGGACAUUUAAUUAUUGUUGUGCAGGAAAAAUAUACUUACACUAUUAAAUUAAAAAAAUAUAUACAUAUUUUAUUGUUAUAUUGCUUAUAAUGAAUAGAUGUUGAGAAAUAUUAAGAAGUUUGAUGUCUGUCUUUAAGAAAUUAAUGAGGGGGAGAGUAGUCAAUGAUGUCCCGGGUCGCUUUGCAUAUAAGGGAUUGUAAACAUUGAAAAAUGUUUUAAUGACUAAAUAUAAUAAUAAUAAUAAUAAAUAUUAAUAAUAAUAAAUAUAUAUUCUUACAAUUAAAAUAUUUCACAUUUAAUCUUUCCCGCUGUCACAGAGCAGUCCGGCGACAUGACAGAGAAAGCUGAUCCUGAUUGGUCAUCUUGUGUGCAUUCGAAGUGCUGAUUGGUUCACAGAAAGUUUGACUUUGUAAACCUUUUUGUUUUCUAA
Messenger RNA from Cyprinus carpio (common carp), 2909 nucleotides. Its product is annotated as 5-hydroxytryptamine receptor 1F-like. Lineage: Eukaryota; Metazoa; Chordata; Actinopteri; Cypriniformes; Cyprinidae. Gene Ontology annotation, cellular component: plasma membrane; dendrite. The record is from RefSeq and is a predicted model, not a curated record. Gene Ontology annotation, molecular function: G protein-coupled serotonin receptor activity; neurotransmitter receptor activity. Gene Ontology annotation, biological process: G protein-coupled receptor signaling pathway, coupled to cyclic nucleotide second messenger; chemical synaptic transmission.